This is a messenger RNA of Closterium sp. Yama58-4, 1839 nucleotides long. Lineage: Eukaryota; Viridiplantae; Streptophyta; Zygnematophyceae; Desmidiales; Closteriaceae. The record is from the annotation of a GenBank genome assembly.
AUGGAAGCCUCUGCCAGUGCCGUUCCAGCCCAGCGCUCGCACACCCUCCGCACUCACAGCAAGCGGAAAGCCGAGUCUACCGAUGCAUCCGCAACUGAGGGCCCUUCCGCAAAGCACUCCUGCCCCAGCCGUUUCUCGACGUCCGCCGCGACUUUCUCCGUCUUCGACAUUCCCACAGGCCACCUUCUUGACCAUUUCACGCUCGAACCCACCGUCCUGGGCGCCGGCCAAUACGGCACCGUCCGUCAAUGCGCCGACAGAUUGACCGGCCAGCGAUUUGCGUGCAAGACGAUUCAAAAGAGCCGUUUGGUAACGGAUGCGGCUCGCACUGAAGUCCGACGUGAGGUCGCUCUCAUGUCCCGCGUCGCGAACCACCCAGGCGUGGUGGGCCUACGAGCUGUUUUCGAAGACGACAAAGAGGUACAUCUGGUGAUGGAUCUGUGCGAAGGCGGCGAACUAUUUGACGAGGUUGUGCGAUUCGGGAGGCUGUCAGAGCGCGACGCGGCACUCAUUUUCCGGCAACUGGCCUCCGGUGUCGCUUUCUGCCACUCGCGCGGCGUGCUUCAUCGCGAUCUUAAACCUGAGAACAUCCUCCUCCACAGAUCAGCCCCAUCUGGCGCCGUCCCCGCAUCUCCCGCCGCAGAUCCCGCUCUCGCCGCGCCUCAGUCCCUGGAAUCCCGCGGCCUUACAGCGAAACUUGCAGAUUUCGGCCUUUCGAUCGCUCUGGAUAACGGACGCAUGGGGUACGGUACAGCGGGCUCGCCCUUUUACAUGUCUCCCGAGGUACUCACUGGCGAGUAUGAAUACGCAGCCGACGUGUGGUCUCUGGGCGUGAUUCUCUACAUAAUGCUCUGCGGCCGACCACCGUUCUGGGGGAAAACCGACGCCGCGGUGUACGAUGCGAUUCUGCGCGGGAAACUGGACUUUUCGGGGCCCGCAUGGGCGGGAGUGUCGGUCGAGGCGCGCAGCCUGAUUCGAUGCAUGCUCCAGAGCGACCCGAGGCGGCGCCCGACGGCGGUGAAGGUGCUGAGUCACCCGUGGGUGCUGCUGCACCUGUACGGUAUCCGCGCUUGUUUCUUCCGCCACCCCCUUCCGCCACCUCCACCAGUAAUCCAACAUCACAACCUGCGCAAGCAACAUCGCUACCGCCGUCGCGACCGUUGCCGCCACACGUCGCAAACCCCUACGCAGACGAUCCGUAAGAUGCGCGUCGCAGAUGACACCGCGACGAGCUCUCAUCCGCUAGGCGCGAAUGGCGAUCGCGGCGCCGAACUAGACGAUCGAGACGGAAGCGCUGCGCGCGCUGCUGCUGAAGUAGGCGGACUAGACGCCGCUGCGGGUAAUGCGCGCAGAGGUGGCGGAGUCGGCGGAAGCGCUGGGGGGGAGGGCGGGGGAAACGCGGAAGGGCAGGAUUGCGGAAGGGCGGAGCAGAACGACGGGGGAGGGGGAGCUGCCGCCCCCGCGGAUCCCCCCCAUCGUGUUCGGUUCAUGCAGCUGCAGAAGUUUCUGCGAAGCUGCGACGAAUCUGACUAUAGCGCCCUCACCACAUCGCUCCUGUCCAUGUCAGCGUGGGAUCGCAGCCAGUUUGCCGCCCACACGGAGAAGAGGGCACUGCAGCUGGGGGCGGAGGAAGCCCUUGAAAUGAAGCGGGUGAAACGGCUCAACGUGCUCGGGAUGAGGCGGCAAGCAACCAACCAGCAGAGCACUCAAGAUCAGCCUUUAGAGUCACACCCACUCCCGCCACACACGCACUCACAACCUCCACUGUCACACCCGCUUGUGUCACAUUCUCAAACACAGGUGGAGUUGCAUCAGGGGUUGCAGGCUCAGCCGCAGUAA